Messenger RNA from Eimeria mitis, 4212 nucleotides. RefSeq lists its product as uncharacterized. The transcript is spliced from 27 exons. Lineage: Eukaryota; Apicomplexa; Conoidasida; Eucoccidiorida; Eimeriidae. The coding region runs from base 1 to 4212 and encodes 1403 amino acids. The record is from RefSeq and is a predicted model, not a curated record.
AUGCUUGCAUGCAAUUGCAAGAGAGAUUUCUGCCUGAAAGACCCCGACAUCCGCAUGGAUGGGGGCAGCAGCGCGGAGCCUGAUUACCCCGAGCUCGACGCCAUGGAUUACCGCAGUGAAUAUUCUAUGAUGAACGAUGCACACGGGUCCUCCAAUGUAGGCGACGUGAACAACUGCCACACCCUCAUGGUGAUCAUCGCCGGCCUCCCCUUUUUCUUUCCCGUUACCAACCGACCGGUGCGCAACGGCGAGGAGCUUUUGCUUUCUUACGGCCCCCACUACUGGACGGGGAAUCAAUCGCCAGAGUCGCUGCUUUCCGCCACCUUCUUGCAAAUGAAGGCGAUGCUGAAUUUGUCGUUUCAGAACAAACGCGACGAGAUAGGCCGCGCAGCGGAUGUCAGGGACGGCACAGCUCGCCUGGACAAGUCACUGGCAGACGAGAGAGCCGCAGCAGAUGUCGUCGAGCUGCUGCAGCGGCUGAACUUGUGCGAGGAUUUGGCCGAGCAGCGCAUGCGGGCGAAGGAGUGGGUGGUUGAGCUCAGAGACCGGCUGCACCAGGAGGGCAGAGGGCAGGCGAUCUCGGGGGCCCUGGAGAGGGCUGAGAAGUCGCUAGCUAGAGGAGAUGACUUAGCUGAAAUCUUCGCGAAGCUGAAAAACACCACGGAGCGACUCUCCCAAGACUACAAGAAACGCACCCGCGAGCUGCAGGCUCAGAUUAAACGCUCAGAGGAAGCCCGGCGGGACGCCGAGGAGCGGAACGCGCAGCUGCAGCAGCAUAUCAUGGCUCUUAACAACAGCUCUCAGCAGCAGGCUUCCCGCGUUGCCAGAAUGGAGGUCGAGCUCCGAGGAGACUUUCAGCGACACGAAGAGCUGUGCAAGGCGCGGCGUUUCCUGAUGAAGAUGGAGCUGCUGGAGCGGCACACAAGCAGAUGCGGGCAAUGCGGGCUCCCGUAUGUUAAGGGGCCCCUCGCACCGCACGGAGAGCAGCAGCACUUCUGGCACUGCCGCGCUGAAAACCACGACAUCGCCGAGCUCGUAGAGGAGGGGGAGAUGUUGGCUCAGGGGCAGGGAUUUUUGCUGCAGAAGUGUCUGAACUUGUUAUCGCGAGACUCUGAAGUGUGUUGGUUUUUAUUUGAAGUGCUGUGCUGUCUGGCCAAGACCUUCGCCAGGCUGCGGCCGAAGCACUACAGCCGCCGCAGGCAGUGGAAUAUCUGCUGGGAGGAGACAGGCGACGUGGUGUGUCCCCCUCGACAGAGUCAACAGCAGCAGCCCAGGCCUCUGCAAGGAGACAGGCAAACCCUGCAGCCUCCGAGCAAGCUGCUCCUCCCAGUUAAAGAAGAUGAAGUCGAGCCAGGUGAGCUGGGGCCCUCUGAACUCCCCAGGGGAGGUACGAAGGAGCGGGAGUCCCAGCAGAUGGCUGUCGAUGGGGCUGUAGAUGCCCCCGAGGUGCAUGCGCAUGCACAUGCGCAUGCGCAUGCACAUACACAUGAAGAUGAGCAUAAGGGAGAAUACUGCAGCGCAGCAGGAGCUGACUGCUGCCGGCUGACAGCUGCAGAGGGAGAAAGCAACCCGCCGCCGAUGCAGCAGCCGACUGGCUGGCCCGCCGAGGACGGUAGUAGGCCGAGCAGUGCAUGCGACUGUAUAGGGAGCAGCUGCAGCAACUCCUCAGGGGGUAGGAGUGAAGCCCAGGAGUCAACCAACCACGAUCCCCAGGGGGGGAAACGUGUGUGCGUGUGCGGGGGGAGAGACGCCUGGGAGCGCGCGGCCAAGCGGCUCCGCUGUGCACGGGGCCCCGUGAGAGGCCGCAGCAACGCAGUCAAAGCUGAGCCCCCCAUUGACUUGGACGCACUCAUACUUGAAGCCUUCGAAGAGGAUGCUGUCGCUGCGAACACAGAUUGGGUGGGGUGGGUGCUGGAGCUGGGGGCCCUGCGGUGGUCGUUUACGGGGAAGACGGAGGAGGAGAGGAGGAAGCAGCUCCAGGCUGCUGCAGUGACAGCUGUAUUCUGCUGUCUCAGUUGCUGCGGUGUAUGUCCACCAGAGGGCGCACACACGGCGCUUGCUGCUAUUGAGGAACAGAGAAGGGCGGUGGACGUUGCGGCUCUAGAGCGUGACCUCGCCCGCAGGAGGCUUCUGCUGCAGCAGAUCGAGGCCCUGAAAGACCGCCGAGCUGCAGCAGCUCUUGAUGCUGCACACAACGGGAACGGACCAAGCGACAGGGAACUGCAAACAGAGACUCCGGAGGAAUGCGAGCUGUGGAGGGAGAUUCAUGCAUUGUCGGAGGCAGUGAAGUUGCAGGUGUCUGUACACCUGAAUGCUUGGGGGCAGCAGUUGGCGCACUUCAUAGACACGAGGUAUUUGCGGCUGGAGCAGUACGAGCGAGUGGAGAUGGCCAAAGAAGAGCGUCAUCGAGCAAACCAGCGUAGCAUGCAGGAUAUGCAAGAAGUAGACAAGUAUAUGACACGAGAACAAAAGGCCUUGGCUCUGAGAGAGAAGCGACGCGAGCUACGCCCAAAUUACCUCCGCUACUUCGCGCUCCGCUCACGAGUAGGGUUGUUUGACGACUGCGUCGCUCGCAUCAAAUAUUUUGCCGGGCUUGAGGGGGGCAAUAUGCCGUCUGCAGUGAACAGGACUCUGGCGAUCAUAGCCCAGUACGCGCACGUGCGGCCGAGCACCUGGGAGCGGGAGGUGAAGGGGAUUCGGCGGCCUGAGGUGGAGUCGCUGCUGCAGGAAAUAGAAAAUGCAGAAGACGCUGAUCGGCUGCUGGGCAAGCCGCUGUUUGAAUGGGCCAUGGACCACUGGCCCCAGCUCAGAAAGAUCGUUGACAUUGGCGUGCAUCGAGCCGCUCGCAAGGCGAAGACGCAGCUCGCAGAGACAGAGAAGAAACUUGAGGCCUCACAGAAGGAAGCGAACUCUCUGCGGCAGCAACUGGAGGACCUGCGGGAGGAACUGCAGCGCAUGCGGCAGCAGGCUAGCAGGAUGCCCGAGCAGCAGAGACCACUGCGGGAGCAGCCCUUUCCGCAGCUUACCCAGCAGCAGCCACCGCAACAGCAGACGCAGGAGGUGCGACAGCCAGGCCCGCUUAGGCCAGCAAGAGCAGAAGAAGAAGCACCACUCCCCGCGCAAAGUGCGAAGCAUGAACGUGGCGGAUGCGCUGCACCGAGCGAACCCAAUGCAGAACAAGACCCCGGCACCCAUCCUACCGUAGGCACCCGCCGUCAGCUUAGAUGCGAUGCAGGGGGACCGCUGCUGCUGCUCCACUGUGACGGCCGCUCAGCGCAUACCGUUGUGCAGCGCGGCGACUUCCCGCGUAUUCCUAAGGAAGUGAGGGGUGACGCUGUGGCUGACAGCGAAGGUUCCGCGGCAACAGUGUCUAGAUUUCUGCUGCCUCCAACACCUUUCGUCUUCGAUCCUCCCAUUGACUUGAACAAAAGCGGAUGUCUUUACGGGUUUCUCCCUGUGGGGCGUACUGACCACUUCACCGUCGACGUCAUCCUCAGGCUGCCUGUGCUUACCAGCGACGGCUUUCGAAUGGUGUCACUACAGCCCAACGCCAGCAACAGAGGAUAUUCACAACAUGGGGAGUCCCGCCAGCAACUCGUUUCCGUCUACGACCCUCUUAUAUGCACGCGAGUCAAAGAAGAAGGCAACGGAGGAUCCUCCAGGCCCUCAAGCGGCAACCAGCGCAGGAGGUUCGAGCAAGGACGGGACGGCCCCUACAGAUGCGCGCUUUUGCUGGGGGCUCGAUACUGGACCACAUCACGAGGAAACACUGAAAGAGUGCAGCGCGUAGAUCUGGGAGUCGGAACGGCGCCUCCAAGCUCUGCUCCGUAUGGAGGUGGCGGCCCCCCGCCGCCUCCUUUUGAACAGUUCUUCCCGUUUUUCAGGCGAGACGUCAGCGAGACGACACCAGAGAAGGAGGCCCCAUUUAUUCGGGUCACUUUGAGGUGCCAGAGGGAGGUGUCAGUGCGCAGCAGCAGGGAAGGGCAGGGGCAGCUGCCCGCUAUGCGCGUGUUGCCGUUCAUCAAUGGAGAGCCCGUGGAGCCAAUGACUGUGCCCAGAAUGCCUGACUUUUACAAGAUAUGCAGCAUCAGAGGGAUGCCGGCAACAGCCAAGCGCCACAACUUAGUUCAAGUUGUCGACAACGCAGUAGAACUCCUCUCUGUGCGAGGUAGGCGCAAGAGUUUCCUCGUGGCGUUUGUUUUGUUACCGUAG